Messenger RNA from Monoraphidium neglectum, 1455 nucleotides. RefSeq lists its product as hypothetical. Gene Ontology annotation, biological process: negative regulation of transcription by RNA polymerase II; rRNA processing. The coding region runs from base 1 to 1455 and encodes 484 amino acids. Lineage: Eukaryota; Viridiplantae; Chlorophyta; Chlorophyceae; Sphaeropleales; Selenastraceae. The record is from RefSeq and is a predicted model, not a curated record. The transcript has 4 exons. Gene Ontology annotation, molecular function: zinc ion binding; DNA binding. Gene Ontology annotation, cellular component: nucleolus.
AUGGUGUGGUUCCACUGCGACGAGUGCGGGGACAGCAUCAAGAAGCCCAAGCUCGCGAACCACUUCAGGCAGUGCUCUAGUCACAGGUUCACCUGUAUUGACUGCAGCGCAUCUUUUGACCGCGACAGCGUCCAGAAGCACAGCACCUGCGUCACGGAACACGAAAAGUAUGCCCUCGCCGCCACCAAGCCCGGCGGCAAGGCCGCCAACGGCGCCGCCGCCGCCGCAGCUGCCGCCGCAGGCGGCGCAGACGGCGCCGCGGCGGGCGAGGCGCAGGGGCUCGAGUUUUUGUCAAAGGCGGCGCCCUGGAAGUGCAGCGCAUGCAACGUGACGUGCACGAGCCAGGAGACGUUGCUGGCGCACGCGGGUGGCAAGAAGCACAAGCAGAGGGUGCGGGCUGCGCAGGCCGCUGCCGGUGGCGGCGCCGAUGCGGCGGCGCCGGCCGCAGCCGCGCCUGCAGCCGACGCGGCGCCCGCGGCCGCCCCAGCUGAGGUGGCGGCGGAGGCGGCUGAGGGCAAGAAGGAAAAGAAAGAGAAGAAAGAGAAGAAAGACAAGAAGAAGAAAGGGGAGCAGCAGCAGGAGCACGAGCACCAGCAGGAGGAGCAGCAGCAGCAGCAGCAGGAGCAGAAGCAGGAGGAGCAGGAGCAGCAGCAGCAGGAGGAGGCGAGCAAGGGCAAGAAGGAAAAGAAGAAGGACAAGAAACGGAAGAAGGGGGAGGAGGAGGAGGCGGAGGGGCAGGAGAAGGACGCCGCUGCUGCCGCCGCUGCUGCUGCUGCUGCCACGGCGGCGGCGACGGAGCAGCAGCAGGAGCAAGGGGACGAGGCGGCGGCAAAGAAAGCGAAAAAAGAAAAGAAGAAAGAAAGGAAGGGGAAGGAGCAGCAGGGGGAGGCUGAGGCGCAGCCCGAGCCGCAGAGCAUGGCGGCGAUCGCGGCGGAGGCGGCGGCGGCGGCGGAGCCAAAGCAGCAGCAGGAGGGCGGCGCGGGCGCCGCGGCGGCGGCGGAGGGCGAGGGGAAGAAGAAGCGCCGGCGCAGCAGCAAGGGCGCCGUCGGCGCCGCCGACGCCCCGGCCGCCGAGGCGGCGGCGGCAGCGGCGGGCGCCGCGUCGCCGCUGCCGCUGCAGCCGCUGCAGCAGAACGGCGGCGGCCCCUCCCCGGCGCCGGUCGCGGCCGCGGGCGACGCGUCCAAGGGCGAGGUCGGCACCGAUGGCUCGGCGCCACCGUCCGAGGGCAAGCGCGCCAAGUCCAAGGUUCCGAGCGUCACCCAGAUCAUCAACAAGGCGGCGCAGCGGCUGAGGUCCAAGGGCAAGAUCACGAAGCGGUUCCUGAGGCGGCUGGGGCAGCGGACGCUUGGGGAGGCCUGGGGGGAUGAGGUCAUGGCUGACAUUACUAAGCAGGUGGGUUUUUCUCUGAGUCGUAGUAGUUGCUGUGUGUUUUGUGAGGGCCUUGCUUUUGUUUGA